AUGGCACAGUCAGGUCCAAGUCACGCUCUCAAGACCUCUCUUCCUGAGACAUAUGCCGCCGUCAAUGCCCAGCAACCCCCACCUUCAUACAAAUACCCUACACAAGAAGAGCAAGACAAAUACCUAGAAGGUAGGCCCGGUGCAACCCAGCAGCACCUCGAAGUCGCUCUGGAACACGCGCAGCAGAUCCAAACCCAGAAAGACGCCGAAGAUGUCAUCCUAAACCGCAUCCUUGAGCUCCUUGAACUUCCCUCUUCCCCGACAGCCGACCCUGCCGCCCCCUCCCAAGAAGAUACCAUAAAAUUCAAAUACGCGCUAGCUCCAUUCCGGCCCAGCGACUACGACAAUUUAAUCCUGGAGCGGAACUUCGAAGACUCGUGCGGUAUCGCAAGCAAGACAGAGGCCCAGGAGGCGGGUUUCAAUUUAAAUACGGCCCCAAAGGAAGCGGACCAGGGGGGGCGCGGACGCAGUGUCGAUAUCGUUUCCGAGGAUCGCGUCGAAAAGUGGUGCUCAGAUGCAUGCGCAGAGCGUGCUCUUUGGAUCCGCGUGCAGCUUUCCGAGAAGCCUGUAUGGGAACGACGGGCAGGUGAUACGCGGGGCACGGCUAUUCUACUGCUUGAAGAAGCCCGCGCUAAACGCUUGAAGGCCCCGGCGCCUACUAGCAGUGUAUCCUCCGUUGUGGAUGAUUUGCAGAGUAUGGGGCUUGGGAACCGCGAUCGGUCUCGAGAACUUGCCAUGGAACGCGGUGAUACCAGCACGAUUCGUCCGGAUGGACGUGUCAACGUCAAUAUCAGAGAGAAUCAACGUAGUUCUCACCAGGCUCCUGGCGCUCCACAAAUGCGCCCCGAGGACGCAAGUGGCGGUGCCAUUGAAGGAUACGUGCCCAGGGAGCAACAAAGGAUGGACCAAGAUGGAGACAUAGAUUUGCUCGAUCAGAUCUGA
Penicillium coprophilum is the source of this 942-nucleotide messenger RNA. RefSeq names its product Rtr1/RPAP2 family protein phosphatase. Gene Ontology annotation, molecular function: RNA polymerase II CTD heptapeptide repeat phosphatase activity; RNA polymerase core enzyme binding. The record is from RefSeq and is a predicted model, not a curated record. Gene Ontology annotation, cellular component: cytoplasm; nucleus. Bases 1 to 942 code for a protein of 313 amino acids. The transcript is spliced from 2 exons. NCBI's taxonomy places the organism in Eukaryota, Fungi, Ascomycota, Eurotiomycetes, Eurotiales, Aspergillaceae.